AUGAGCUGCAACACCGCCAACGAGGACCACGACAAUCGCGAUCCUGGCUCCUCUUCCGCCGCCACUGGCUUGUCGGCCGUCGAUGGAGACGCCAUCAGCUUGUACGAGUACAUCAUCCGUGAUAAAGUAUGGGGCGCCAACCUCGAUCCACCCGAGUCUGCUAAGAAUGUCAUCAAGCCGUGGCAUGACCGUCUCUCGGCUGAGCCCUCCACACAGUCCAACGUUGACGAUCAGCUCGCCAUCACCGUCCCCUUCACCUGUCCGGUACGCUUGAAGUCCAUCCUAAUCAACACAGGCACGGGCGACUUUGCUCCUACACGCUGCCGAGCCUUUGUCAACCGUCCUGAUGGCAUCGACUUUGAAGACGUCGAGCUGGCCACAUCCGACGGCCAUCCCGCCGAGCUCUCGCCCCUCGCCAGUGCGGCCACGCUCGGCAACGUCGGCAGCGGCAAAGCACAAGCUGAUUUCGCUCUUUUGCGAGGCCAGCAAGGCGUUGUCGAGUAUCCCGUCAGCGUAGCACGCUUCUCUCAUACCAACAGCAUCACCAUCAUCUUGUCCCAUUCCAACGCGACCACCCUUUCCCGUUUCUUUUACCUGGGCUUCAGGGGUACCGCCCUUAUUCUCAAGAGCGAGCCUGGCGAGAGACUCAACAUUGGUGCUGCCAACUCCGCCGACCGCCCUGUUGAUGGUUUGCGUGAAAAGCGUGCGGCGAACCAGGGCCUUGCAGGAGGCAGCAACUCAAGAUCUCGCACAUCUUCUCCGCGUUACAUUGUCGCCGACCCGGCAGCCGCGCAACGUAUUGCUCAGAUCGCAGAGGACGCCAACACGACACCUAGAAGAUCGCCCAGGAGGAAUCGCACCUCGAUGAACACCGCGUCGACAACAAACGAUGAGAUCGACUCCCCAACAACCACGCCGACGCGCAAACGCACAGCAAGGCCGUCUCAGGCUGGUGAUGCUGACCAAGAUGACACCGAAACCACACCUCGUGCUAAUCGCAGCCCAGCAAAGACGCGAACCCCGCACACAGCCCCUCCUGUCCGCGAACGUCCUUCUAUUGCGGGUACCUCAGGCGCGCACUCUUCACACAGUGGCAGAGAUGGGUCGCAGCCAGGUGCAAACGCUGCGGCUUCGAGUUCCAGCGAUCCCACUCGCCGCAGAUCCCUUUCGCAGCCUCCGCCUAACGACGUCUUGCUUCGCCAACUGCACUCUAGCUCCUUGACGCCUUCUGCCAAGUAUGCAGCUGCACAACGCCAAGCACGAACACCGUCUCAAACUACGGUUGCUCUCACCACCACUCCGGGACGACGCAUUCUUGGCACACCGCACCGCACCGUUCCUGGUGCCGAAGCUUCCGUCGGCGCGUCAUCAUCCCAAACUCAGCAGCAAGGCAUGCACACUCCCGCCACGGACAAACGACGCAAGCGCAACGAUGCGCUCUUAGCCAGUGCGCAGCGCUCACGAGAGAGGAGGUCCGCCUCCCGCAAAAGCCUUCUCUGGGGCGGCGUGGGCGGAUGGGCUGGUGGACGGGAAGAGUCGCCCAUGGAUCUGCUGCGACGUCUUGCUCGUGCUCCUGGCUUUGUCGCCCCGCCCACGCCCUCUGAAGACUCGAUUGCCAUGCCACCUCCUGCCGCUGCGGGUCGUCUAGGCCGAUCCAGCAACGCGAGCUCCGCCGCCGAUGCCUCCAGCUCGCGUACACGAGCCAGAGACAGCGCCGCCAGCACCUCGGGGCGCUCCUCUCUCAGCCGUGCCACCAUGCUCGUGCCCGGUGAAUCCGUGCCUGGCGACUUGACGCGCGACAGCAACGUCAGCGACUCGCUCGAUGUCGACGAAUCUCUCGCCUCUGCUACUGACAGUCUGGAUGACCGAUCGCGCUCGCGCCUUUCGGAUAUGGGUAUUCCGCGUCGAGCAUCCGGUGUUGGCAUGGUCCGAGGAGGCAUCUUUGCUGCCAUGGCCGACCGACCGAAGACGUCACGCAUCUCGACUGGGUCGCGUGUAUCUUUCGCCGCCGACCAACCCUCGCCAGCGUCGAUGCGAUUCGACGACAUGUCCAGCCGCAGGGAAGACGAACUCGAGCGCAGUCUCCAGCAGUAUGGCGGUACGGAGAGCUUCAUCUCUGCUUCCGGCAUUGGUCUCGCCACUGCCAAAGCGAUUCGCAGGCUCGACGAUCUGACACGUCAAAGCUUUUUCAGUGAAGAUGGUGAAUUGCAGUACGAUGAGGAGGACGAGGAAGAUGAGGAAGCGGACGAAUCAGCUCUGGAGGCAAGGAGGAGGAAGAGUCUCGGGCGGUCCAUGUCGGAGCCGCUCGAUGGAGAGGCUGAUGGCUCUGUGCUGUUCUUUGGUGAAGACGACGAUGAUGUGCCGCAGAUGGAGAGUGAAGAGGAGGAGCAAGUAUCGGACAGCCUCGCCGUCGAUGCACCGGACGACGACUCGGACGGUCUAGCUCGACGACGGGCUGCCGACGACUCGACAUCGCGCGACUUGAUGGAUGCAUCUCGUGGAUCCAUCACAGGCGGAGACGACGACGGCGGUGCUGCAGACGACAGCCGAGCCUCGAGGGUCUCGUUUGCAGAGCAGGACGAGGUGUCGUUCCAGGUCGACGACGCCUACUCGUCCGACGACGGCGGGGUCGAAUACGGACUUUCCGUGCGCGAUGAGGACGACGCCGACGACGACUCGGACGCGGAUCAGCGCGAUGCCUCUGCUCGCCGCCUCGACCUGCUCGACCCCAAAGACCUCAAUGCACUGCUCAAGCGGCGCAUUGUCAAGAAGCGCAAAGCGCGCGUAUCGCCCCAUACGGGCGAGCCAGUACCACCACUACCCGCCUCCACCAUGCGCGACAUCUUCUCCUCGUUCCUCACGCCCUCCUCUUCCGCCUCCUCCACCUCGCUGCUCUCAUCUUCCGGCGCUGCCUCAACCAGCAAAAAGGCGAAAUUCGACAGCACAGUCCUGGACGAACUCGACGCGGCGGCACACGACUUUUUCGCCGACUUUGCCUCGAACUUGCUCGGCCAGGCAAAGACGCGUACCGCUCGGCGCGCUGCUGAGGCGGGCAUUACGAUCAGCGAGGCGGAUGUCGUGGCGGUGUUGAAGCGCCAAGGCAGGGUGACUCCAAGGCAUGAUGCGAGCAGUCUGGCGCACAGGUUGCUGCCGAGGGAGCUGACCGAUCAGAUGGAGCUCAGCCGGUGGGCCAAGGUGGGGACGGUGCAGACGACGUUGAGUGGGAUGUUGGGCGGUGGAGGUGGGGGGAAGAAAAGAGGGAAGAGGGCAGAUGCGUCGGUGGCUGAUACGACCGCUGCUAGUAGUGUUAUGCUAGACGAUGACGAUGAGUCGAUGUAG
Sporisorium graminicola is the source of this 3339-nucleotide messenger RNA. RefSeq lists its product as uncharacterized. Gene Ontology annotation, cellular component: nucleus. The record is from RefSeq and is a predicted model, not a curated record. The transcript has a single exon. Lineage: Eukaryota; Fungi; Basidiomycota; Ustilaginomycetes; Ustilaginales; Ustilaginaceae. Bases 1 to 3339 code for a protein of 1112 amino acids. Gene Ontology annotation, molecular function: protein heterodimerization activity.